Molecule: messenger RNA, 2554 nt
Organism: Plectropomus leopardus (leopard coralgrouper)
Lineage: Eukaryota; Metazoa; Chordata; Actinopteri; Perciformes; Serranidae
Gene: ccne1
Product: cyclin E1
Source: RefSeq, a predicted model, not a curated record
UAAAACUGUGGUGGAUUUAGCAGAUAUUCGACUAUAGACAGGCGGUGAAGCUGAGGGUUUAGCGCCAAGACAAAUCCACUCCUCUCUGACGUUGAUGCUUCAAGUCAUCUGUUCCCUACAAGGCGCCAGCUCAGUGGAACUAGCCCGGCCUGGAUACACACACACGGAGCAGUCUGAGUCUGAAAAACAGGCGGUGAAAUUACACAUUAUUCGUAUUUAUUUUUUGGAGGUAGAUACGAGUGAACUUCAAGGGCUGAAUCUUGAGGUUUACUCCGAAAGUGACGCAUACCCCUCUGAGUAUAAUGCGAGGAAAACGGGAAGAAACAGAACCCAAGUCUGUUGCUCCCGAGGCGCCCCAAGAAACUACAGUACGACCGAGAAAGAGGAAGGCAGAUGUUGCCAUUUAUUUACAAGAUCUGGAUGAGGAGGUAGCAGAGAUGACAAAGAAGAAGCAGCGGGAAUGUGAGCCGGGCUGGAGUCCUGAUGCUUGUUACACGAGUCCACAGAGAUGGAUCCCCACACCCGAUCAGGAGGAAGACCCACCAGUUGCCUUGAUAAACGCAGGUUUCCCCCACUACAACUUCAACAACGUUUUCGUAACCCCUGUGCGAUGUGCUCCGCUUCCUGCACUGUGCUGGGCCAGUAAGGAUGUGGUAUGGAACAACAUGUUGGAGAAGGAUAAGACCUACACCAGGGACGUCAAGGUGAUGGAUAAACAUCCUCAUCUGCAGCCCAAGAUGAGGGCAAUUCUCCUGGACUGGCUCAUGGAGGUGAGUGAGGUGUACAAACUGCACAGGGAGUCCUACCACCUCGCUCAGGACUACUUUGAUCGCUUCAUGGCCACCCAGAGGAACGUCUUCAAAUCAACGCUGCAGCUCAUCGGCAUCACCUGUCUCUUCAUUGCUGCCAAAGUAGAGGAGAUGUACCCUCCCAAGGUCCACCAAUUUGCCUAUGUUACAGAUGAAGCCUGCACUGAAGAUGAGAUUCUCAGUAUGGAAAUCAUUAUAAUGAAGGAGCUGAAGUGGAGUCUCAGCCCACAGACUCCCAUCUCCUGGCUCAAUGUUUACAUGCAGGUGGCUUACCUGAAAGAGACGGACGAGCUGCUCAUCCCCAGAUACCCACAGACCACCUUCAUACAGAUAGCAGAGUUGUUGGACCUUUGUAUGCUCGAUGUGCAUUGCCUUGAGUUUUCCAAUGGCGUCCUUGCUGCCUCAGCCCUGUUUCACUUCUCCUCUCUGGAGCUUGUGGAAAACGUCUCAGCUCUGAAGAGGGUGGAGGUGGAGGAGUGUGUGAGGUGGAUGGUGCCCUUCGCCAUGGCACUGCGGGAAGUUGGUGGGUCGUCUUUGAAAAUAUUCCCAGGAAUCCCUGCAGAUGACAUGCACAACAUCCAGACACACGCCUCCUACAUGACAUGGCUGGAUAAGGCCUACUCCUACCAGGAUGUGGAGCUGGAGCGUCACAGCACCUGUCCCGUACCUCCGGGCGUCCUCACUCCACCUCAGAGCAGUGAGAAAACUGAAGAGUUGGUCCGCUUGGAUACGGCAGUGCUGAAAAUCAGGCCCAGGAUUCAGACUCCAUCCCCACAACGGCAACUUCCAAAGUAGUGACGCAAACGCUGAAGCUGACAAGACAACAGCGAAUCUUAAUUCCAUUUUUUUAAGCUGUAAGAGGGGAAAAAAGCAUCUUUGAUGUGUUGACUCUGAACAGCAAUGCCACUGCAGUACCAGUACACACGCGUGGAUUAAUGGAUGGAUUUUGAGUGGGAAAGGUCGAUGGAAAUAGUUUUCACCUUUAAAGUUAUACUGGUUAUGUGGAUCCAGGUGCUUUUUUUUUUUUAUGUCUCUGUUGUGUGUUCACACAGUGACUUUGAUGAAAUCGGGGAAAUGCUGACACAUGGCCUCUAUUCACACAGGAACCUAUUUAACCCUCCAGUUUGAUGAAAACACAAAAAGAAACGGUGUUUGGAUGUGACGGCUGGAGGAUUUCUUUUUGUUUUGUUUUUUGGAAUAGCAUUGCACCCGAAUGCUUGCAUUAAUUACCAACCACACCUACAUUUUUGUGGUUGCCAUUUUUAUUUUCUAUGCAGAGGCCAAAUUGAAUGGACAUUUUAUAGAGUCUCUACUUGAUUUAACGUGUGUCUGAGUGUGUGUGAUUGUGUUUGGGGGGGAAUGCUGUUUUUAAUCUAUAAGUGGCCUCAUUUGCCCAAAAACUAUUCCUAGGGUCAUUUUUGGCUCUCUGCUGCUAUAAAAGUGGGCUUUGCAUGAUGGAAUGGGAGGAGUGUGUGUCUGUGUGUGAGAGAGUGUGAGUGAAAAAGUGUGUUGCUCUUGUUUUUUGGUUCUACUUUCGCCAUUUUAUUGGAUAGAACAUGGCCAUGUUUUGCUUAGGGACCAGUAGCUUGGCUACCUAAAUGGACUCGUGAACCAGCCGGGCUUCAGAAGCUAAAAUAUUGAUUGUAUUUAACUUGUAUUUUUUAUCCCAACCUGCGGUUCGUUUACUCCACCACCAAAAUGUAAGAUUUCUAUUUUGACUUUUGGAAAUAAAAUGCUGCUACAUA